AACAAUAAUAAUAAUAACGAAAGGAGUAGUUGUGAAAAUUUGUAAAUACUGUUAUCUAAAUUCAAUUCACCUGAUACAUGCAAUUUCGCGAGUGAGCAAAAACUAUUCAAUCGGGGUAGCCUGUAUUAUCAUUCUACGUUUCUCGUCUUGUUCAAUAAAUUAUCCCGCAUAUGUUAAAUUAAAAUUAUUCAUUCAUUCGGCAUUCAGCCGAUUACUAUAAACGUAAUAUAAUACAUUUUUAACUAAAUAACUGCAUUGUAGGUUGUUUGCGAUGAGUUUGUGCAACAUUUUAAACACCUUGCGAACCACUCUCACACCCUUGUCCUAUAAAGUGAAGAUAUCAUGUGAGCAUAAAAUAAGAGUGAUAAAGAAAUCUAACGGAUGAUCUGUACUGAUGCGAUGCGUUUGAUUGUUAUUAUUUAACCUAUUAUUUUUAUUUGUUCGAAAAGCCGCGGAAAAGAUUUUGCGCGCGGCUCGUUACGCGAAAUUAAUGUCAAUUGAUAUUUGAAUACGAAGUCCAGUGGCCAAGAUUUGACAAUUUGAAAAAAGCUUAUUCGUCAAUAAGUAGUGCAAUCGACUGCGUGAUAUGCAAACAUGGGCAGUAAACAUAUCUUCGAUACCUCGUUUAGUACAACGGCACGAGCAGCUUAUUCACAUGAUAUCUUUGAUUCUUGUAAAUUUGUAAACCCGUUUAACCAAAAUAUCAAAACCUUGUACUACCUACGAAUCUUACUUCUCAACUGAUAAUUUACCAUACCUGUAAUUCAAUUUCAAGUAAGUAUUUCGUAGUUUUAUUUCUAUCGCGCGUCAUCGUAAUCGCCAUCAUUGUACCUAUUACGUGUAUCCGUCAUAUCCGUAUACGAUACAAUAAUACGUAUUGAAUCGUAUAAGUAAUAACCGAUCACCGAAACGUCAAACCGUAUAAUAAUUUUGAACGAAGGAAGAAUUUUUAAUUCACGCGGACGAGUAAUCGAAACUAUGUACAAGUAAAGAGACAUAGAACAAAUGUACUCGCUGCAAGACACGAUUAUCCAUUAUCUCAUCCAGACAACAUUUUUGUAAUUGGAAUAAAAUUUAUAUGACUGUUGGAAUGAUCGAAUCUGCUCCACGGUAUAAUUCUGUACAUGAUGUGCGUAACACCUGACGGCAAAACUUGGAUUUUAACGUUAGAACUACCGAGGUAAAUGUACAACAUGACGCAAGAAUUUAAAAAUGACAUUGUAAAACCAGUCUAAUGAAAUAAAAAUAAAAUUCAUUGUAUUACUCCUCUUGUUAUCGGUGUAAAAGUCAAUGUACAUCAUUGCGAGAAACAAAUGUAACGUGAAGUAGUAAACGCAGUCAUAUUAACCGGUACUGGUAGUUCUAGUGUUAAUUGACAAAAAAAAAAAGAAAAAAAAAGGUGUAUACGGAUAAUGAACGGAAAAAAAGAAAAGAUUUAUUAAGAAGGAAAGAAAGAAAAUUUAAUAAGAAGUAAAAAUAAAUCUUGCCACGCGUACGAGAUUAUAUAUAAAUUAUUAUUAUUAUUAUUAUACGUAUAUGAUAAAAUCCUGAUUUGAUCUAAGCAAUUGAUUUACUAGUAUAUUGUAUAUAUAAAUAUUAUUCAAACGACUUUAAUGCAAUUAUGCGAUAAACGUCAUGAAUUCUAGAUAGGUGAAUUGUUUACAUAUAAUAUGUGGAAUAUUCCGAUAAUUCCAUAUACUUUAUCACGCUGUAAAAUUUCAAUUUAAAAGAAAAGCGAUGAAAAAAGGAAACCAACUAAUCGACAUCACUGACUUGUUAACACAUCAUCUUGUAAUAAUAAUAAUUCAAUUUUAAAUCCAUAUACCCAACUCUUUAUCUCUCUCUCUCUCUCACUAUCUCUCUCACACUCUUUCUCUCUCCCAUUCUCUUUCUCUCUAUCCAAGAAAGAAAAAAAGAGUCGAAACCUCCAAACUCUGCACCGUAAAUCUCACUUCCUUCACAUUUCUUUUUCUUUUUUUUUUUUUUUCGACUGUCGCCAAGAACUUCGUCUUUGAAAUGCCAACAAAGAUGAACGAAGGCGAAGGAAAGAAUAAAAACUAAAAUUAAAAAUACCUGCGAAGUUAUUGAUGUAAUAGUGCAGUGAAUACGCGUUGAAGUUCAAGGCUGUAUAUCUAUAUAUACAUAUAUAUAUAUAAGCUAUAUAAAUGGAAAUAAUAAUUCCAAAUCUCUUUUCUAUUCCUUUGUAAUCGUAAUGCAUACCUGUAUAAUAUCAUGGCGGGAUAUUGAAUAAGGGAAGAAAAUUAACAGCGACAUUGAGGACGAUGAUAAAUAGUGAUUUGUAUUGCAAAAGAUGAGGAAACAAGAAGAGAAAAAAAAAAAGAAAAUAAUGAAAAAAAAAAAGAAAACAAUGUCGUCCAACGGUGUGUUGUGUAUUAUUUCCGGUUUUGUCACGAUGUGUUGUAUCUAGGUAUUGUGCAUAACGUUCGACGGAACAAGGUAUAUUAUCGUCUACUGCAACGGUCGCGUAAGAAGAUUCAAAGAAGAGCAAAAAAAGAAAAACGUUAAAAAGAUAGAAAGAAUUAAACAACCAUGACUGAACUUAGGGGAGAAAAGAAUAGAAAGAUAAAAAGAGAAAAAAAAAAAAAAGGAACGCAAAUACUGUCUAAUUCUAAUAUAUCGACGUUGUAAUAUAUCGAGAUAGUAUCUGAAUUUCUGAUAACAUCGUAAAAAGAGACUAAGAAAAGAAAAGAAAAGAAAAAAAAAAAAAAAAACGAAACAAAUCGUACCUUCUCGGUUAAAGUUGCCGCAAUACAAUCAGACAAUUUGAACAAAGAAAGUAAAAACCGUAACAAUAGCAUGAUACGUACGUACGACUACUUGUAAACAUGUUUAGAUAAGUGUUGAGUAAGAGGUACAUAAGCUUACGGAAAAAAAAACAAAUAUAUAUAUAUAUAUAUGUAUAUACAUAUAUAUAUACAUGUAUAUACACAUAAAAUAUAUGAAAGCGUGAGUAGCUUGAAGAGUUUUCAUUCUAUCGUCAAAUCAUACAUUAUCUAUACAUACAUAUAUGUAUAUAUACAUAUAUAUGUAUAAUAUAAAAUAUAAUUCCCUUCCCUGUAUACUAAAUAUUUAAGACGCCAAUUGUUAAGGGCAAAAUGAAUGCGCUGUGCGAUAACACAUAGAGCUACCCGACACAGAUGUAUGCAUACAGACAUAUGCACACACGUGAAUACAUGCACAGACACUUGCAUAAAUUAUAUAAAGGUAUCUAGGUACGAGAAUAUUCGAAAUCGAAGGGUAAACGCGUCGCAGUUUUAUCUAUGAUACAUAACAUAAUUAUUGUGUCGUUGCACUGAAAAUUCUAACAAACCUGGAGGAACCAAAGAGACAAAAGUAUUUGCUCAGCGAUCCAUCUAUGCGUGCGUCUAUAUAUAUACACAUGCAUGUCUGUAUACAUAUAUAUACCGAAAGGACUCGGGGAGCUGCUCGGAGACCGACGAAGACUCGACGUUGAAACGAAGCAUUCAUUUUGACAUUAAUAGAAAAAUCUUGUAUAAUAAUGAUUAAGCAUAUGAUGACUGGGGAAACCCAUAGCCUUUCUCUUAGACUUAACGAACACCGUGAGGCAAAAGCACUAGUACGAGAAAAUGAAAAUGAUAAGUAUGAAUGACGAAGAAGAAGUGACAUGAAAUGUAAGACGGAAUUAAAUGGAAAGAAAAGAAAAGAUACGUAAACGAGAAAAGAGAAAACUUCAUUCGAACCAACGAACUAGUAUUUUUGUUUGUCGGUGCCGUACCUCUUAGGUAAUUAAUUGGGCCCUAUUCUAUCCCUCCGAGAUACGUUUCCAAUUUCACAUAUUCGUGUACGAAGAAAAGAGAAAAAAAAAGAAGAAAAAAAUUAUUAACAAUAAUAAUAAUAAUGAUAAUGAUAAUAAUAAUUAAAUGAACUCAUGUUUCACUAAUUUGUUUGUGCUAUAAAUUUUGUGAUUUUUACGUCGUUCAAUAAAUUGUCUGUUUUGUUGGAUUUCAUAUUCAAUCUGUGUGUCUCCUCAAGCAGUGACAGACAUUUUCCUCGAAAACCUUUAUUUCUGAAAUGCUAACCUCGUAACUAUAGUUGUCAACUUGUCGGUAUCGUUAAUGUUAUUCGAUUAUACAGACCUCGCAGUUGAUUACAUUCAUCGAUAAAGACCGUACUUCGAGCAAGAUGUCGGGCGAGUUGUUUCAUAUUUGUUUUAAAAAUUGAAAUCCUCCAAGCGCAAUAUUUUUAUUAUCGUGGAUAUCGCGUGAUCUCAUACAAAAGUGAGAGGACGAAUUUCUUUCAACUCGGCGCGAUUAGCUAUUCCUUCAUUUGCAAAUUUACUUAUACGAUGAAUUAGCCUAAGCUAACGCGAAUUAUCUACGUAUAUCUAACAGUCGAUAAUCGAUAUGCGGACGUUACACGAUAUAAAUUAUCCCAAUUAACUUACCCUCUGAGAGAAUUCGUAAAAUUGGCACAGUUCGAUAUAAUCGUCGUUCAUGGGUGUAUUUUUCCUCACACGUUCGUCGCAUUUUCUUGAAUGCGUUCGGAAAAUGUCGCGAGUCUCGGAUCGCGUUGAAACUUACUUUAAACUGAACAGAUUCUUUCUGUCGUCGAUUGGCCUUUGGCCCUAUCAAACGCCUUGGGAAAGUCGAUUGGGUUUGAGCGUUCUGUUCGCUUUUACGUCAAGUUUGUUCUUCAUGCAGUUUUUAGGUAUGCUCGAGGUGAGAAACAACAUGGACGAUGUUAUAGAAUGCCUGUCCCCUCUCGGUGUUGCGAUAUUGUGCGGAAUAAAAGUGAUCAAUGCGGUUACAAAUAGCGAUAAGAUGAAAAACUUGCUGACAAAGAUCCAGAAAGACUGGGACGUAUCCGUCGUUUCUGACCAAGAAACGACGAUCGUGAAACGAUACGCCGAAGAAGGUGUCAAGUUGACGAAGAUGUACGCAUACGUCAUGUAUACCGGCAUGUCUUUCUUCAUAUUACCGCCGAUUUUAUCAAACCUUCAACUAGCGAAUUCGUCAGAGAAUAAGACCGAAACGCGUAGACGUCUGCCUUACAUAGCGGCGGAUUACAUCGACACGGAGAAGUACUUUUACUUGAUGACGCUCCACGCCUACGUCGCGACGGUUUUCUUCGUGACAAUAAUUAUCGGCGUUGACUCGACGUUCACCGUUUAUCAGCAGCACGGUUGUGCCAAAUUUGCAAUAUUGAGGUAUCGAUUGACGCGUAUAAUCGAGCCGGGAAAUCUCGACGUCGAUUUGAAUCCUCCUGAAAUCGAUGAUUUCGUAUACAAGAGGACUAAACUAUGCAUCUAUCUUCACAAGGAAGCUAUACGUUAUGAAAUCGAAUGGUUUCGCGUUUCCAUUCGCACCCGAAAGCUGCUGCUUCAAAUGAUGGCGAGAAGUCUUGAGGUGUGCAAAAUCACUGCGGGAAAAUUUUGUCUCAUGUCGAUGGAAAACUACUGUAGUAUUCUGAGCAACUCGAUGUCGUACUUUACUCUACUCUCAUCGAUGCAAGAAUAGCCGAAUCAAAUGAAACAUGAAAACGUUAUACACAGCACUGUAAAAAUUGUCGAAUAAAAAUCACAGCCCUU
This is a messenger RNA of Neodiprion virginianus, 5569 nucleotides long. RefSeq lists its product as uncharacterized. Gene Ontology annotation, cellular component: plasma membrane. The record is from RefSeq and is a predicted model, not a curated record. The coding region runs from base 4476 to 5498 and encodes 340 amino acids. The transcript has 7 exons. Gene Ontology annotation, molecular function: odorant binding; olfactory receptor activity. Lineage: Eukaryota; Metazoa; Arthropoda; Insecta; Hymenoptera; Diprionidae. Gene Ontology annotation, biological process: sensory perception of smell; detection of chemical stimulus involved in sensory perception of smell.